Molecule: messenger RNA, 3967 nt
Organism: Stegostoma tigrinum
Lineage: Eukaryota; Metazoa; Chordata; Chondrichthyes; Orectolobiformes; Stegostomatidae
Product: BTB/POZ domain-containing protein 7-like
Exons: 11
Coding region: 269-3844 (1191 amino acids)
Biological process (GO): morphogenesis of a branching epithelium
Molecular function (GO): protein binding
Source: RefSeq, a predicted model, not a curated record
CCAGUCGUCGCGAGACGGAGAUCGAGAGCGCGAGCGAGAGACUGAGGCGAUUCGGAAGAAAUCUUUCGACUAAAAUAAAACCUUCCCUUUUCCCUCCUUGAACAAUUCGGCGGCAGCAGCGGGGAGGGUAGUUACCGACGCUGGAGUUCAAAAAUCAGGAAUUCUGUUUCAUGAGGUGUAAUGGUCCUCUGUCAGUAGACAGCUGAAGUUGCUUGCUGAGUGGAAGAAGACUGACUUACGAGAUUCUUGCCAUGUGUGUACAAAGAAAAUGGGUGUUAAUGCUUCUACCUACCCAUAUCCAUCAUGUCCGACAGCUGGGGUGAAAACACAAUCUUCCAAUGCAGUCGGUGAAUCUCCUUCGCAUCCACAGUUUGGAUGUCAGCCAGAGGGGAAGUUCUGCAUCUCUGGGUUCAGCCAGGACAAACGUGAGAAGAAGCGGAGCUCUAACCUCGCCUUGCUGAAGAAGAAGCUGUUCAGGCGACGGAAGUCAGCCAAGGCAGCUGACCAUGCCAAACACAUGCGUGAACUCCUUUGCAGUUGGGACGUGCGGGAUGUAGGUCUGUUGGUGAAGCAGUAUGAAGCCGCAUUGGCUGUGAAGGAGCUGGUGAUUCAGGCAUGUGUAGCCAGGCCAGAGGCCAGCCGGUUAAAUGAAGACCUGGCAAAGCUCUAUCAGUUCAAGUACUGUACAGAUGUGGACCUGGUAUUCCAAGGUACGUGCUUUCCUGUCCACCGUGCUAUACUGGCAGCCCGGUGUCCUUUCUUCAAAACUCUCCUUUUAUCCAACUUGGACCGUGCUGAGCUAGUCAUGGACAUCAGCACUGUUGGAAUAGACAUGCAAAUACUGUCAUCCCUUUUACACUACUUGUAUAGUGGAGAAUUUGGCAUGCAAGACUCCCAAAUUAAGAAUGUUGACAUUUUGGUCCGCCUCAGCGAAGAGUUUGGGAUGCCGAAUGCGCUUCACUUCGAUAUCUACAGCCUCCUGGAGAGCUCUUGCUAUUAUGAUGCAGUCCUAAGCUUUACCUCUAAUCCCGAUGCCUCUGACAACUUUGAAGGAUGCUGCCUAGAUGGAGAGUUCCGCUGUCACAAGGCCAUCCUGUGUGCUCGCUCUCCAUUCUUCCGCAAUCUCCUCCAGAAGCGCAUUCGCACUGGUGAAGAGACCACAGACCGGACCUUGCAGACUCCAGCUAGGAUUGUGUUGAACGAAGCAAUCAUUCCAAAGAAAUACGCAAAAGUUAUUUUGCACUGCAUGUACACUGACCUGGUUGACCUAGACUUGGUUCUGCCUUUCAGCCCAUCAACUGGUAGCUUAAGAGAAGUGCAGGAUGAAACUGGGAAGGACAGUGAGAGCCGAUUGGAAAGUGCUAUGGAGCUGUUCCAUAUAGCACUCUUCAUUGAGUUCGAUAUGCUGGCACAAGGCUGUGAGGACCUGAUUGUUGAGAGUGUCACACUGGACUCUUUAAUUCCUAUCCUGAAGUGGAGCUCCCAACCAUAUGGAUCCAAGUGGGUCCAUCGGCAAAUGCUGCAUUUCCUCUGUGAGGAGUUCAGUAACGUCAUCACUUCUGACAUUCUGUACGAGCUGAGCAAGGAGCACCUGAUGGCUGCCAUCCAGUCAGAUUACCUGCAGGCAAGUGAACACGACAUCCUGAAGGCUGUGAUUAAGUGGGCAGAAAACCAGCUGGCAAGGCGUCUGUCAGAUGAAGAGCCCAAUUUACUGAACGGGACAGCGCACAGUGUCAACAAACGCGGAGUGAAGAAGCGAGACUUGGACUCGGCCCAACUCCGUGAAAUAGUUUCCGAUCUGGUGCCCCACAUACGCAUUGCUCACAUCCUUCCAGCAAAGAGCGAAGUCUUGGCUGAUGCUAUGAAGAGAGCGUUGAUCAGCUCGCCCCCGUUGGAUAUGCUCCCUCCCCCAGAGGGCAGGAAAUCCAGGGCAUGGUUUUGCCUUAAGGCCUCGGGCAUCGGUGCCAAGCCCCGAUUGUUUACCCCAUACAUCGAGGAAGCCAAGAUUGUUUUGGAAGAACUCAUGUCGGAGCAGACGAGUUUGGAAAAGGUACGAAUGAGUCGAAUUUCUAGCGUUCCAGAUACACUCUACAUGGUUGACUCUAGUGUGGCAGACUUUUCACACAUGAAUGCUGGAUCCCCCCACGGCUGUGAUGAAAGUGUUUCUGCAACUCUCCAUGAAGAAGUACCUGUGCCUCCAGUUGAUGUAGCUAAGUCCAUGCUUAGGCGCCUUAAGGAGAUCUGGCAAGGUGACCCGGUGCAGAGGGCUUACGCUUUAAACAUUGGUGCAGGGGCUGCUGUCACCCGGGCCGUAUACUUGCGCGUGGUCCGAGAGUUUGGCCUUCCUGAUGCAGCGACUGAACUGUUAAAGUAUCCUGCGGUAUAUUUUCCUAAUGACCAUCUUGGCAUCGAUAGUCCGACGUUCCCAAAACGUCAGCCAAACUCUCGACGGACCACUCCAGUCAAGGAAACCAACAUCCUGAGCCUGGAUCCUUUCAGGAAUUUCAGCCCACCUCUCCCACCACCACCUCCUCCUUACCAUCUUCCUCCAACGCCCAGGAGGGACCGCGCACUGCCCAGUGAAAAGAAAGAAGACAGCCAGCCUACCUCAUACUGUGCUUUGCGUGCUAACCAGCAGCCACAUUCUGGUUCUCGAACUUCAGAACAGGCGGUCCAGGCCAGCAUCAGAGCUAUAAACUGCGAGGAGCCCCCUGACAACCAUGUGACCCUCGAGGAGCAGAGUUCCAAAAGUUUGGUAAAAGACUUGAUGCCAGACAUUGCCAUGGCAGCUGGGUCAAAGCAGAAUUUGAGCUCCAAAGACCCUGAGCUGUGUAAGCCUGUCACUGAAUCUGUUCGAGACUCUACAGAGCCCCCCAUGGAAUCAUCUGAACCACUCUGCGCAAAUCGCGGUAUCAGUAAGUACAGCUUAAGGAAGAAGAAACACUCACGAGGUCAGAAGCCCCGAAGGCACAUAGACUUCUGGAACUAUCCUGAUUUUUAUGAUUUUUCCCCCGAAGAUUCUUGCCAAACCUCUGUUUUGUCCCAAAAGUUGCCUUCUCCUUCUCCUUCCCCUUCAAAGGGCCUUGCUUUCUGUCAGGACUUGAAGAAUAAUUCCAGGUUCCCAGCUGGUUUGAAGCAAGGCCAGAUCACCCCCACGUCACCAUCCAAAAGGAAAGAGGCCUUGAGCAGUGAAUCUGUAGAUCCUCAGGAGAAACCUGAACUUAAGAGGACUUUGGUAAAACUUGACCCAUCGUCUACAGUUGAGGUUGUCCAUUCUACUGCUGGCACGGAUUUGACCCAUGGUUUACCAGCUCAUGAGGAACGGCUGCUCGACACCCAUCAGCAACUUGGAAGGUCUGACCAGCAACUACCUUUGGAUCCAGCUAGCUAUAAAGCCACCUCUGGUGGGACUCUAAUGGGGACGGACUUGAUACAUGGCUUGCCAGCUGAAGAGCAGAUACCCAGAGCUAGACUCGCAUCACCUGUCAAGUGCUCAUUUCUCACUUGCGAGCCACCGGCUUCUCAGUCAAGACAACGGAACUCCCCACAGACCACAGUAAAAUUGGACAGCCUUUCUUCCCCAGAGCCGAGCUGUUGUGAUUACCUUUACCGGAGGGGCGGGAAUGGUGUGGCAAUGACAACGGAUUUGACUUGCAGUCUCCCUACCAGCCCCAGUGUUGGUAUGCCAUUAAUCUCAGUUAUCGAGGAUUCCUCUGGAAGGAGACGAGCUGACACAAACCUCCUCUCACCAUCAAACUGUUGCAUCACCCAUAGCGUUAACUCCAAGAGACAACCGAGUAAAUCAGAGACGAGAGACUUUCCUUACAAAAAAUCAGCUCUAUAAAUCUGAUAUUUGUAUUCCUGGUCUGUUACAUUUUUAUAUUUCUUUCUUUUCUUGCCCCUACCCCACCUUCUCCAAAGGGUGUCCGGUACGUGAAAAUAAAUGAUAUGGUGCGACUAGAGCUUU